GACUUGUACGCUGACACCAGAAAACUUCCUGGAGGAGUAGUAUUCAGCUUCAUCAUGACUGGACACCUUCUGUUUAUUGUCCUCAUCUAUUCUUUUCAUCAGAUCGAAGCUCUGCCUCCUCCUAAACUGACAGUGACUAGAUCAGUGAUCACAGAGAUAGACUCAGUCACACUGACCUGUGAGCCUCCAUCGUCUGUUCCUGUGUCGCAGUGUCAUUUCUACACUUUAAUUGCAUCUAAAGGAAAUCUUAAAGACUUCCCCUGUGUGAAGACACUGACAGGAAUUGAGCUUCUGGACAUAGUAAACACACUUGCUGUGGUUAAAGUCAACUGUUUUUAUGAAGUCCAAACUGAAAGGUCUGAAUACAGUGACAUCUCCACCAUCACCAUACAGUCUUCUCCUCCACCCAAACUCACCGUCGAUCCACCAGUGAUCACAGAGACAGACUCAGUCACACUGAGGUGUGAGCCUCCAUCGUCUGUUUCUGUGUCUCAGUGUCAUUUCUACACUGUGAGUGGAGGGACAGCCAGAGUCUUCCCAUGUCUGAAGACACUGACAGGAAGUGAACUGCUGCAGAUGGCAAGUCUCACAUCACCUGCUGAAGUCAAAGUAAGAUGUUGUUACACUGUAAAGCAUCAAUCUCCAUACAGUGUUAUAUCCUACAUCACCGUACAAAGACCAAACGGAGACAAAGAUAGAAUCACUGAUUUAACAACAUCCACCCCCAGUAAAAAGUCACCUGCAGGCAGAGAUGAAGCAGAUUCGACUGCUGCUAUGCCACAUAACACUGUGAGCUCCACUACCUCAGCUUCCCAGACAACAGUGAACCCAGCAUCAGAUACAAGCAGAAGGGUCAUGGUUGUGAUCAUGACUGCUUGUGGAGUAGCUGUUGGUGUUGUGUUACUGGGGAUUGGACUUGUGUGGAAUCAACAGAGAGAAGAGAAAUGUGCUUCCAAGGGAGCAAAAGUUAGCAUCACAGAUGACUGGAAAUCUUUGGUCGAUUAUGAUGAAACCUACAGUAUUGUCAACUAUGAGUGCAAAAAUGAGUGACAGCAGCGGUACCUCAGACCCUCGGGCCAUUGGACCAGCUCCAGAUUUAUUGUACAACUCUGCAAAUCAUUAUUUUUCUUGCAUGCUUGUUUAUAUUAAAGUUGGUGUUUGCAUUAGUAUCCCAUAGCGAAGUUCUCAGAACAGUGUAACAGCUUUAUUUAACUGCAGUCUCAGUCAAUGGCUCCUUUACAUAGACAAUAAUUUUACAACACAGUUUAAAUAAUUCUGAUCAGAAAUUUCAACUCAAGUAUCUACAUGGAUGCUAAAUAAAUAAUUUGAUGAAAUAUAAUGUACAUUUUUUAAUUUACCUGGAAACAAUCAGAGAAUAUGUGACAUGUCCUAACUGGUCCUGGUUGCUAUGUCCAAUGUCUAAUCUGCCAUAGACAUGUAUUUUUUGGUUAAUGAUCAAACAUCUGACACCAUCAGACUCAGCUGAUAAGAUAAUAAACAUGCUAAACAUAA
Mugil cephalus (flathead mullet) is the source of this 1512-nucleotide messenger RNA. RefSeq lists its product as uncharacterized. The record is from RefSeq and is a predicted model, not a curated record. NCBI's taxonomy places the organism in Eukaryota, Metazoa, Chordata, Actinopteri, Mugiliformes, Mugilidae. Bases 55 to 1050 code for a protein of 331 amino acids. The transcript has 12 exons.